This is a messenger RNA of Heterocephalus glaber (naked mole-rat), 683 nucleotides long. RefSeq names its product mitochondrial pyruvate carrier 1 like (gene Mpc1l). Gene Ontology annotation, cellular component: mitochondrial inner membrane. Gene Ontology annotation, biological process: pyruvate import into mitochondria. NCBI's taxonomy places the organism in Eukaryota, Metazoa, Chordata, Mammalia, Rodentia, Bathyergidae. The record is from RefSeq and is a predicted model, not a curated record.
CAGUCUGAAGCACUUUACGGCAGGCACAUGCCAGGUGCGAGGCCGCAGCGCCUGCUGCACGUUUGGCCUCCGUGCUCGAGGCAUUGUGGGCUGGCAGUGCGACCAUUGGGCCCCCUCCCACUGGGUGGUCAUGGCAGGCUUGGGAGCGCUACUUCGGAGGGCGAGAGCCUACGUGAAGACCAAAGAGUUCCGGGACUACCUGACCAGCACGCACUUCUGGGGUCCUGUGGCCAACUGGGGCCUUCCACUGGCUGCCUUCAACGACAUGAAGUCGCCGCCUGAUAUCAUCAGUGGCCGUGUGACAACAGCGCUCUUCUUCUACUCCCUGGUUAUCAUGCGCUUCGCCUACCGCCUGCAGCCUCGAAACUAUCUGCUGAUGGCGUGCCACUGCACCAACGUGGUGGCGCAGAGUAUGCAGGUCACCCGCUACCUGCACUACCACUAUGGCAGCCGCGCUGCACCUGCCACCGGGACCCGCGACCCGCCGGCCACCACCAGCCCCAGUCCUGCGUCCUCCUCCUCGCAGAAACAAGCUCCGUAAUGCCUGGGGGCAACGUUCUUUGCAGCGGGCAAGCACUAACUGAACUCUAUUCCUCCUGAAGACACACCGAUGGAAACUUUGGUUUUGACUCCCAAACAGUGCGAACCCCGGUGAAACUAGCAGUUUGGUUAAUAAAGAAAAG